CGCGAACGGGUACGCGGAUUCGGGCAAGAAGAAGUGUGUGUCGUUAGAGGAUGAGGCGGAUGACAAGGGGGCAGCGCCGGCGAGAGAACGGGAGAAAGGGGAAGAGAGGGUGUUUAUGGAGGUGUGGAGGCAGGUCGCGCUGCCGCCGUAUGAGUUGUUUACAGGUCAUAACGAGAUGGUCACUCAAUCUGGGUAUGUUACGUGCGGAGGCGGAAAAAGCAUUGGACGCGAGGACGAAACGGCUACGUUACCUAGGCGGAAAGAUCACUCGUUUCAUCGGGUGCGGAGGGUUUUCGCGAUUCAGAAAAGGUCGACCGCGAGGCCAUCGUCGUCGGGCAUGUCCUUCACGCCCCUCCGGUUGGAUCGAAACGGUCUGACUGGCAAGGAGUGCCGAUCGUCGCCCCGAGUUGCUCGGCGGGAGCAUGCCUGUGUCAGAGGAACGUAAUUGUUAGUUCGUUGCUAUUCUCUCCAUCUCACUUUCCAGC
Messenger RNA from Fomitopsis serialis, 485 nucleotides. RefSeq lists its product as uncharacterized. The record is from RefSeq and is a predicted model, not a curated record. The coding region runs from base 116 to 445 and encodes 109 amino acids. The transcript has 2 exons. Lineage: Eukaryota; Fungi; Basidiomycota; Agaricomycetes; Polyporales; Fomitopsidaceae.